AACGUCACUGCCACGUCUUGACACUGCAGGCGCGCUUGUUCCAGUGAGUGUUCCAAGUUCUACAAGUUUUUAACAACUAUCUUUUCAAAACUUAUAAUUUUUUGCUGAUAUCAGUUCUGAAAUGUUCCUGGCUUGUUUGAGCUGGUUUUGCACCUCGCUGCUAGUGUUCGUCAGUGGAGGGAAACUUCCAGAGGCCGAGGUAAAAAUCACAGUUCUGCACAAACCUUUCCUCUGUCAUCGCAAGUCGAAGUACGGAGACAUUCUGCUGGUACACCAUGAAGGAUAUCUUCAAAAUGGAACAAAGUUUCAUUCCAGGUUAGUUUGUUAUGAAAACAACAAUUGAAGGAAGGGUUUCCUGAACCUAUAAACAGUUUUAAACAGUCAAAUACAUGUUUGUGCGUGUGUCCAGCUACACCCAGGGAGACAAGCAGCCUGUCUGGUUCACUCUGGGUAUUAAAGAGGCGAUCAAGGGAUGGGAUAAGGGUCUGCAGGGGAUGUGUGCUGGAGAGAAGAGACGCCUCAUAGUACCUCCUGCCCUCGCUUACGGCAAGGAGGGGAAAGGUAGGCGACGCGCACGGCAGGUGUUGCCACUUGCCGCUGCACUAAACUGUCACUUCACUCACUCACACCCACCACCACUGUAAUGUACAUAUAAUAACAUAACACACACAGAUGGCACUAAUUAACUUCAUCUCUCUCCUCUACGGCGUCGUCGUAGGGUAGAAACGUUGAAUGAAGGUUGUGCUACUAACUAAUGCUCUGUGACGUCUUCCCAGCGUGGCGCAUGUGAACUAUGCUGUGCUUUGCCCUGGUAAGCACUCCCACAACCUAACCCUCACCUACUUCUAAUAGCCUACAUCACUUUUCUUUUAUUUCAAGAAUGUUCCAGUGUUGGCACAUCCUUAUUAGUCUCAGGGUGUUUUCACAUAGAGUCCUCUUUUAAAAGAACCCAUCUAAGUCCUCUUUUAAAAGAACCCAUCUCAGUCCUCUUUUAAAAGAACCCAUCUCGGUCCUCUUUUAAAAGAACCCAUCUCGGUCCUCUUUUAAAAGAACCCAUCUCGGUCCUCUUUUAAAAGAACCCAUCUCAGUCCUCUUUUAAAAGAACCCAUCUCAGUCCUCUUUUAAAAGAACCCAUCUCAGUCCUCUUUUAAAAGAACCCAUCUCAGUCCUCUUUUAAAAGAACCCAUCUCAGUCCUCUUUAAAGUGAACUCUGGGGUAAAAAAAUAAAUUUAAAAAAGCUAAAGAACUCGGUCCUCUGUGUUCACACUGCCCUUGCCUUUGAAGGAGGACUCAACUCUUUUGCCGGUUCACUUCACCUAUUUUGUGGUCCGUGUCCUCUUUGCAUUCACAUUGCUAUGUUUAGAAAAGGAACCAAGAUAUUUUUCCAACAUUCCCUCAAUGCACUCUGGGUUUUUACAAAGUGCUGGACAAAGCCAUUCCAUCAGAAGGCGUUAUCGGACAGCUAGAUAGAUAUACAGUAACUACUUACACUUCGGAGCUAAUAGAUUACAUUUAGUUAAAACACGAGGCAUAAUAAUUGUAAUCAGAAGAUACUAUUAACAUGUAAAUAUUAUUUGUAACUGUAAAUAAAUAGCAGAAGAAUAACUGCAGAUUUAAAUAAUGCUGUCGUUGAAAAUUGUACACCCAAUGUAGGUUACUGCCCCUUUAAUGGCUAGAAUUGAUUUUAUAGCCUACCCUAUGUUGUGGUUCUCACCAAAUAUGUUGUUGUCUUCUCACACUAUUUAAACCCAACAAUGGAAUAAAUAAAGCUCUCUUAGCCUAUAGUUCACACAUUGCAAAAAAAUAUUCGGAAUUAAAAACAGCAUAUGUUUUUUCCGCAAACCUGCACAUCAUCAUAUUUUCUCUUUUUUUGGCACCAAUGUGAGGGGAUAUGGCAGUAGUCUAGUGUGAGGGGUUAUGGCAGUAGUCUAGUGUGAGGGGUUAUGGCAGGGGGGGGGUAGGAGUAGUCCUAGUGUGAGGGGUUAUGGCAGUAGUCUAGUGUGAGGGUUAUGGCAGUAGUCCUAGUGUGAGGGGUUAUGGCAUAGUCUAGUGUGAGGGGUUAUGGCAGUAGUCUAGUUGUGAGGGGUUAUGGCCAGUAGUCUAGUGUGAGGGUUAUGGCAGUAGUCUAGUGAAGGGUUAUGGCAGUAGUCUAGUGGUGAGGGGUUAUGGCAUUAGUCUAGUGUGAGGGGUUUAUGGCAGUAGUCUAGUGUGAGGGGUUAUGGCAGUAGUCUAGUGUGAGGGGUCAUGGCAGUAGUCUAGUGUGAGGGGUUAUGGCAGUAGUCUAGUGUGAGGGGUUAUGGCAGGGGAAACAGUGUUGCAGUAGUCUAGUGUGAGGGGUUAUGGCAGUAGUCUCGUGUGAGGGGUUAUGACAGGGGAAACAAACCUAUUGAGAUGGUCUCAGUUCGGUUCGCUUCGGGGUCUCUUGUGUGGGGUCUGAGUUCAAAGAUUGUCUGAAUGGACGAAGUGUGAAAACACCCUUACAUGCUUCCUCUCCUUGUCUGCUUUCCUUGGUCCACUUUUACUGGUUAGCUGAAAGCACAGUCCUGGGAGGCAUCAGACAUAAUGCUUUCAGCUAUACCUUCUUUUAGAACUGAGUCCCGGCCUAGCAUUCCCGUGACCUAUGACCCUGAUGUUGUGACCCCUCACCCCUGAGCUCUGUCCUCAGGUAAGAUCCCACCAGAGAGCACCCUGACCUUUAACAUCGAGGUGAUGGAGAUCAGGAACGGACCCAGGUCACAUGAGUCCUUCCAGGAAAUGGACCUUAACGAUGACUGGAAACUCUCCAAGGACGAGGUGAGAACACAAACACACUAACAACACACACUAACAAACAACACACAGUAACAUUAUGCUGUCUCUCAUACUUCAAACAGGUAAGUGGAUCCUCUUCUCUGUCACACACACAUACUGUUUUUUCACCAGGUGAAGGGAUUCUCUCUCUCUCUCUCUCGUUCUCUCACACAGACGCACACCUUACUGUAUGUUCUGACUGCAUGCCUCCCUUUCCUCCCAGGUGAAGGAGUACCUGAGGAAGGAGUUUCAGCGCCAUGGCUACCCUCCCAACGACACCCAUCAUGAGCAGAUGGUGGAGGACAUCUUUAAGAAGGAGGAUGAGAAUGAGGACGGCUUCAUCUCCUCUAGAGAGUUCACCUACAAACACGAUGAACUUUAACCUCUGACCUAGUCCCCUAUACUUAUGGAACAAGAGUUUUUCCUGGUCAGGUCAAACUUGAGACCCUACUUAGGCCUAUAUCCGUUCAGGGUAAAAGUUGCCCUUAGGCACAGAUCUAGGAUCAGUUU
Messenger RNA from Coregonus sp. 'balchen', 3300 nucleotides. Lineage: Eukaryota; Metazoa; Chordata; Actinopteri; Salmoniformes; Salmonidae. The record is from the annotation of a GenBank genome assembly.